Molecule: messenger RNA, 1041 nt
Organism: Lachnellula hyalina
Lineage: Eukaryota; Fungi; Ascomycota; Leotiomycetes; Helotiales; Lachnaceae
Product: Dehydrogenase
Exons: 2
Coding region: 1-1041 (346 amino acids)
Molecular function (GO): oxidoreductase activity, acting on NAD(P)H
Source: RefSeq, a predicted model, not a curated record
AUGACUACUACUCAGAAAGCACUUGUUCUGGUCGAGGUCGGGAAACCCUUGACUUUAAUGUCGGUGCCGAUUCCCGAGCCAGAGGAGAAUGAAAUUUUGAUCAAACUCACCGCUACAGGCUUGAACGCCCUGGACCAAAAGCUGCGCGACUACAAUGUUCUGAACAUCGAUAUUCCCGCGAUUCUGGGUCUCGAUCUCGUCGGCACAGUGGUUAAGAACGGCCCUGGCAACACUGCAUCCUUUCCCAUUGGAAGCCACGUCUUCUCCCAGUACUCAAACAUGUCAUGUGCCGGCCUCCAGGAAUACUCACUCAUCAAAGCGCCGUACACUGCACUCGUCCCCCCCGGAAUAUCUGACGAAGACGCUGCCUUCCCCAUCAACGCCUUCACCUCAACGGUCUGCCUCUUCCACCCGGAAAUCGGGUUUGGCUUCCCAUUCCCCGGUACACCAGAAGCAGCGACAUUCGACUACAGCGCGCAGACGAUAGUGAUUAUCGGGGGCGGCACGAACUGCGGAAAACUCGGUAUACAAAUGGCGCGCAUAGCUGGCAUCGGCACCAUCAUCACGACGGCGUCGCUGGCUGGUGGAGCCGAAGCAGAGCUGAAGGCCUUCGGAGCCACGCAUGUGAUCUCGCGCCACGCGCCAGCUGCAGAGAUCGAGAAGCAGGUCCGCAGUAUCGUGGGCGACGAGCUGGUGCACGUCUACGACACGUUCCACCUCGACGAUCACAGUCUGGCCGUGUCGCUGCUCUCGAACUCCAAGCAGGGCACCUACACGAGCCUCUUACCGGGAGCGCCUAGCGCGGCCGUCGCAGCGCAGAAGAAGGCUGGGUAUAAGGGCUUUCACCUCACUGGAUCAUCUGCAGCGUCGCCGGACCUGGCGGUGUUGUUCUGGAAGCUGUUUCCGCUGUGGUUGCAGAGUGGGGAGGUUAAGCCGUCCAAGUAUAGCGUUAUUGAGGGGCUGGAUGCUGAGAUGGUGAAUAAGGCGCUGGACGGGUACAAGGAUUUGGCUACGGGUAAGAGGUAUCAUGUGCGCUUCUGA